Messenger RNA from Symbiodinium necroappetens, 471 nucleotides. The record is from the annotation of a GenBank genome assembly. Lineage: Eukaryota; Dinophyceae; Suessiales; Symbiodiniaceae.
AUGGCCAGAAUUCGCUGCUGUCUGGAGAGACGCGACCAAACUUCUUGCAACCUACAGCUGCCAGGCUUCAAUCCAAAUCGCCGAGACGAUCGGUUGCUGGAUGCAGAGGUGACCGCGCGGCGGCAUCCACGGCCGCAGAAACCCGCGGAAGAUGAUGAUUCUGACAGCGAGGAGCUAAUCAACACUGAGCCAGAGUUCGUCCUCAGCAUGGAGAGCGACUCCCGCGUGGACUGGCUACAGAUGGCUCUCAUGCAAGCAGCCGAAGGAAAGCUGAAGGCUGCUGCGCUCUACGAGGCCAUGUUGACUGCCAACCUGCACCUCUUCAGUGCCAAGCACAAAAAGGUCCUGGAAGAAGCCGCGAACAGCUGGGGCUCUGAGGGCUCAAAGAGCAACAAGGCACGACGUGCAAGCAGCAGCGAUAGCAGCAGCAGCAGCAGUAGCAGCUCAAGUCGAAAAGUGAGCAAAAAAGAG